Messenger RNA from Spodoptera exigua (beet armyworm), 5151 nucleotides. NCBI's taxonomy places the organism in Eukaryota, Metazoa, Arthropoda, Insecta, Lepidoptera, Noctuidae. The record is from the annotation of a GenBank genome assembly.
CGGAUGGUGUGCGAUGGUGGCGCCAUGUUGUGUCUGGAGUCGCUGAUGGCGCGGUGGCGCGAGCGCAGCUCCAGGGAGGGGGAGAGGCGCGCGCGCUCGCGCAGCCUCUGCUCCUCGGGGGCGGAUGGCAGCCUGCUGCAGCUACUGCAUAGGAGGGCCAGCAGCGCUAUAUCAUCGGCUAGCGAGCUCAUCUCAAGGCGAGGCGUAUUCUCCAGGAGGCAAUAUGGAUCUGUUGAACAACUGUCAGCGUCCGGCGACCCGGGUGCCUUGGAUGCGGUGGCGCGCCGCUAUCGCCUCGAAAAUGGCAACUCGCUGGGGGAAAAGGAUGAGUUAUUCGGACCGCCGAGCGCGCCUGUACUCGAAAAUCCAGAGUUUCAAACGCGAUGGUACUUCAAAUAUUUCCUCGGGAAAAUGCACCAGAACUACAUCGGGGUUGAUGGAUCUAGAGAGCCGUAUCUGCUAAGUGUGGUGCAAGAAGGUGGAGCGGGACUUUUACGAGCCAUCCUCUUCAAUAAAAUGGGUGCCCAUAAAAUAUAUUUACCACCAAGCGCUUGGAAUAGUGGAGGAGGGCAGGCCCCAACAAGACCAACGGUCAAGCAAAUUUUAGGACAAUUUCCAUCAAUGGAACGAGUUGAUAAGGUUCCAAGAGAGAUAACAUGUGCCGAAUUACAAAAAGAUGUGCUACUACUUGAAGAACAGGAAGGAUCUGUUAAUUUUAAAAUAGGAGUAAUGCUUAUGAAACCUGGCCAAAAGACUGACGACGAAAUGCUUUCCAACGAGAAAGGCGACGAGAAGUGGGAGAGAUUUAUUUCACUUUUGGGAGAUAAAAUUCGAUUACGAGGCUGGAACCGUUUUCGAGGGGGGCUAGACGUCAAAGGAGACAUGACUGGGAGCCAUUCUAUCUACACGAUGCACCAAGGCCACGAAAUUAUGUUUCAUGUCUCCACAAUGUUGCCGUUUUCCAAGGAUAAUAAACAACAGUUGGAGAGGAAACGGCACAUCGGCAACGACAUCGUCAACAUAGUGUUCACAGACGACUCUGUGCACAAUACCUUUAAUCCGCAGUGCGUCAAAAGCCAUUUCACACAUAUAUUCGCAGUCGUUUCAGAAGUGGAGGAAGGAUACAAACUUAGCGUAUACAGUGACGAUACAGUGCCACCAUUUGGUCCUUCAUUACCUUGUCCACCAAUAUUCAACGACCCACAAUUAUUUAGAGAGUUUCUUUUGGUAAAAUUGAUGAACGGAGAGAAAGCGGCCUUCCAAACGCCUACAUUUGCAUUGAAACGACAACGAACCUUGGACACGCUGAUAAGGGACAUCUACGCGGAACACUGCUCGGACCAUAAGCCCAUGCUAUCACGGCGAGCCCUCUCAGACGUAUGGUCGGGCGGCGCAGGCGCUGGUGGAGCCGGCGCUGCGCGGACAGAACAUUUCUUGCACGUGGGGCAGGCGCUGAAACUUGAUGCUGUCCUGCGAGGCGAUGCUCCCACUAGUCUUGUUUCAUCAGGAUGCGGCGGUUCCCGACGAGCCCCUUGGGAAGGUAAAGUGUGGCGCGCUGCACCACUGCCAGCCACUCCAGUGUGUGCGGAACAACUCGCUGAGGGACGCCUUUUGUUAUCUACCACGUCUAAUACAUACAUUUUAGAAGAGAGCGGAACCACUCGUGUAGUGUUAAGAUGGGAAGGCUGUGUCCGCGCAGCUCGGGUGAGUGAGCGAGCUGGUCUGUUCCGUGUUGGUGCGCGAGUGGUGGCUGGUGGAGGGUCAACGACAGGGGGCGCUGGUGGCGCGGGGCUGUACGCGCUUCCUGUACAGGAAUUAUGCGCAGGCGCCUGGGCCAUGCGCCCGCUUCAGGAUUGCAAACACGCUCGGCUUCCAAGGACUAAGACUGCUCAUUAUUUUGAUCUUCUAGAAACUGGCGAAGGAGGCAAAACAACCUUAGCGGUAGCGAUCGGUAGAAGGGUAAUGCUUAUGAUUGAAGAAUCAAAGACUGACAACGAGAUGGGUUUUGAAUAUACACAUAUCAAAGAUAUCCAACUAAGCGAAUCCCCCAUACUGAUCAAGCUUAUGGAUGGAGAAGUAGGAAUUAUGGUAGUUGGAUACAAACAUCAUUGGGAAGUUUUAGAAUCUGGGACAGGCCAGGCUGUAAAACGGGCAGAAAACUCUGAAGAUAGUGGACCUCGUCGUGGUACUCUCGUCAAUGCUUUACGUAUAGGUGACGAGAGGGACGGACAAAUUGUUUUAUGUUAUAAUCAUACGUGCCAUUUUGAAAGACUAACAAGUAAAGGACUGGAAAGUGAUACUGAAUACGAUUUUCAUUGGACAACUGUGCCUGCAGCAGUAGUAUGCGCUUUCCCCUAUAUUAUGGCAUUUGCCGAAGAUUUAUUAGAGAUACGACUAGUUGCUAAUGGAUCCUUAGUACACGCAGCCUGCAUACCUGGACUGAAAUUGCUAUGCGGGCGAAGAUUUCAGGAUAUAUUCUAUGUGGCAUGCGCACCGGAAUACGUGCCUUUAAGUCGCGAGAUAGACCCUUGUCUCAGCUUACACGACGAGCUAGUCAGACAGAUGAGCAAACAAUGUGGACCUUAUUCUCUUGAUGAAGAUGACAAUCACGACAGGGGAGACCCUUACAGCAUGAACCGUACUACUACCGCCGCUUCAGAGAAUAACUCAGCGUCUAGCAGAAGCAGUUCUAUUUCAUCAGAACAGGAGAACAUAAGACCACCGCUAACACGAAUGGCCCCGAUCUCCCCACCAACUUCACCCCAAGUGCUCCCAGAAAACAGCGGAAGAUGUGUGAGGAUCUACAAGAUCCCACAGAGUAACCUGAGCGCGGGAGCAUACCAAAGACAGUCCGUAUCCGCCGACCAAGUGGUCACUUCCUAUUUUUCUGACAGGCCAAAUAGCAUACGGCAGAGGCUAGCAGAACUGAGACUAGACAGUAAAUCAAGAGGCGGAGGUGACGACGAAACUUUAUAAGUGAUAUGUAGACAACCACUAACUUCGUAGCUUGUUAUCGAAUACGGAACCAGGUGCACAAUUUUAAUGAGUAGCUAGAUAUACAACUGUAGGUACCUAUAGGUAUUGAGUGUUGGAAGUUGGGGACACACGACAAAACUUUCAAAUCGCACAGAACGUUCUAGAUAACUUAGUUCAAGCGUGUGUCGUGUUACACGAACAUUUAAUGUCUAGAUUAAAAUUUAAUCUCAAAUGAAGAUUAUUUUAAUUCAAGUAGAUAUGUUACAAGUAGAAAUAGUACGAGUAGAUACUUUUGAAUGCAAAGAUGUGAUAUAAUAAAUAUGGGUGAUGCGUAGUGAACAGAAAUAAUAUGUCGUAGUGCAUAAUGAACAAAUAAAUUAUGAAGCUAUUUUACAUUGACAAAUAUUCUACCAUUGUUGCAAAAUUUGAGAUUUAUAAAAAAGAGGAAAUAUAUAACAAUAGAUGUAUUUAUCAUUCCCACUACUGAAAUAGGAACUUUAAGAAUAAUUUAAAUGUCUAUAUAUACCUUAAUUGCUCUGCACAAAAUAUAUGCUCAAUAUAAGGAACAUACUGUAAAAACAAAAUUAUAUUUAAACUAACAGUUACGAUUUAGUCGUUCAAUGUUAAAGUAAUUUAUUGGAUAAGGAAUUUUAUGAAUUAGCAACAUUUUUACAAAAAUAUACAAUGUACAGUGUAACUACUGAAUGAAUUCAAAUAAAAUUAAUAGUAAUAAAUAAUUUAAAUGAAUCUCAUAUUUAAUGUAAUAUUCUAGUCACUUGACUUCAACAUGUAAGACAAAAAAGUGAUGUAAAAUAGUUCUCUUUAGGAUUAAACGUAUUAUGAUGAAAAUAAAUAUUAUCUUUCGAAAGUCUGUUUGACACCAGAAAAGAAGUGCCAUCCAACUAUUUGGUUAUCUUUCUAGACUUAAUAGUAUAAAAAUCUGUAAUAUUUUGCGAUGCAAGAGAAUUGAAAUCUUAUUUAAGUGUUAAUACAAAUUAUCUUCAAUGUACAUAGAGGUUUAAUAGUAGUGUAACAUUACAGAUGUAUUCAUUAAAGAUACAUAUUUACUUGUAUUACAGAAGCUCUAGUAGUGUAUUGAAUGUUUCAAUGUCGUGCGAAAAUGUAUAAUACUAACCAAAGAAAAGAACCAAACUGAUAGGGAUAAGAUUAAAUCAUAAGGAUUAUGAACGCUGGCAAACUUCGAGAUUUAAAAUUGUGUACUGUACAUUAUGUAGUCAUAAAGUUUUGUCCAUUUGAAAAUGAAAUUUGUGUAACUGAUGUCUAUUAGAAGUUAAGCUUUUCGAUAGUGUAGUACUAAUCUAUUUAGACCCUUCUUUAGUUUCUUUACUAAAAUAUAAAUGUUAAAAGUACGUGUCCCAAUAUGUAUGUUGAAACAUUAGUGUAAAUAACUUAUCACAUAAGAUUGUACGGUUUUAUAAUAUUUCUUGGUUUAUAAAUAACUACGAUGUGUAUUGCUCCUAUAUUAUAUAGGAAAGUUUCCAAACAUAAUAAUAUUUAUUAUAGAAAGUGACAUUAUAUGUUAAGCAGAAUUGGUAUAUAAUAUAAAUAUUUUUAUUACCAUUUCCAAACUUACGGAGUACAAUUUUUUGUCUGUGAGAGAUAUUCGAAAUACCUCGGAAAGAAGAAAUAUAUAAUGAUGUUAUAGUAGUUCACGGAGUUUAUUGAAAAAUCUAUAUUUUACAUAAAAGAGCGUUUGAAAUCCGCAUGCAUAUUAAUGACAAUGUCAUUUUUGAUGCAUUUAGUUAUAAAAUGUAUGCGUAUAAUAUGUAUGUAUACCUAUGUUUGAAUGCACAUAAUUCUAGUCUCAGUAUUAGUGUGAAAAUGUGUUUUUACUAAUAUGCAUGCGGCAUAAUUAUCCUAAAUCAUGUUUCAACAAAAUGUGAUAAUUGGAUUAAAAAAAUAAUAGCACAUUAUAUGAAAUAAAAAUUUAUUGUUUAUAUCAUACAUAUAUGUAGACAAAUUAAUGUAUAUUACUAAUAAUACUUCAUAAUAAACCCGAGAUACUGAACAAAUAUAAGUGUAAUGUAAUAAACAAAAGGUUCCAGUAACAAAUAUACCUACUUAUAUAAUGUAGGGUUUUACUCUGUUAUUUUCUCUGAGGUUUAAAUAAAUGUCUGUUCAGAACAUGGCGUCUAUUAUUUUCUUGUCAAACAC